CCUCCUCCUCCGUGUCCCGGUCCCGGUCCGGACCAGUCCGCCCAGCAGUCGGUCCGCCUCUGAGUCCCGAAACGUCUCUGCCCUCAAGCUCGGAACCGAGGUCCAGACUGGAGCCGCUGGGAUUCUACUGGCACCGAGGACAAACCGGGACUACGGAACCGGGUUUGGGUUUUCCUGAGUUCUGCCACCUGGAAGAGAGACGAGCUGCCGACAUGGCGAGGACACCUGACGGAGUGAGCAAGCUGACGGAGAGCACGUUCAAGGUGAGACGGGGACACCGGGGACAGAGACACCGGGGACAGGGACACCGGGGACAGAGACACCGGGACAGAGACACCGGGGACAGGGACACCGGGGACAGGGACACCGGGGACAGAGACACCGGGGACAGGGACACCGGGGACAGGGACACCUGGGACAGUGUCUGUCCCCGGUCCAAUGAGCUGGAAUAUCUGAUGAUGUUCAACCGUAAUCCAGAUUACAUGAAGCGAUGCUUUCACUCUGCGUCGUUUAGGCUCAACCAGCUAAACCAGAGCUUCACACGUUAUCAGGAACCAGGAGGUGUUGUUCUGAUGGAAAUGGCAGAAAGCCACUGGAAGCUGCACACUGAACUGGAGGAGAAUUUCAAGCGGUUCCACAGAGAGAUCAUCGUAGAGCUGGAGAAGAAGACGGAUAUGGACGUAAAGUACAUGACUGCUACCUUCAAGCGCUACCAGACGGAUUACAAACAGAAGCAGGAGUCUCUGGACCGCUCCCAGACUGACCUGAAGAAGCUCAGGAGGAAAGGUCAAUCCAAGCACGCGUUCAAGUACGACCUCAAGGAGAACGAGUACCUGGAGACCAUCUCGUCCCGCCAGACGGACAUGCAGAAGUUCAUUGCUGACGGCUGCAGAGAGGCGCUGGUGGAGGAGAACAGGCGCUUCUGGUUCCUGGCCGAGAAGCACUGCAUGUUUUCCUCCCAGCUCAGCAGCUUCCAUGACAAGGCCAAAGAGCUGCUGAGCAGCAGACUGCCCACCUGGCAGGACAAAUGCAGCAACGUGGACAAGGUUCCCGACACGGUGACCUCCAUGAUCCAGGGUCUGUCCGCCGACCCAGAGUCGGCUCAGACMCAACACCACAGCAAGAACCACGUGAGCCCACUGACUCCACCUCCGGCGCCGCCGCUGAAGAUCAGCCCACUGGCCAACAUGUUCAACCCUGAGCCCAGAAUCCCUCUGAGCCCGUCUUCGGACCUCGGCUCAGAGCAGGGCAGCCUGGGAGACCUGUCCAGGUCCACGUCCAUGUCCUCCGGUCUCAGCGGGGGGACCAAGUCCCGGGUCAGGACCAUCUUCCCCCACACGGCGGGCAACAACGACACGCUGCUCAGCUUCGACCACGGUGAUGUCAUCACGCUGCUCAUCCACCGGGAGAAGGACGGCUGGCUGUACGGAGAGCUGGACCGGACGCAGCGGUGUGUUGAACAGGGAGACACUAAGAGCUGCAGGACACCAGGCCUCCAGGACCUCCAGGGCCUCCAGGACCUCCAGGGCCUCCAGGGCCUCCAGGACCUCCAGGGCCUCCAGGACCUCCAGGGCCUUCAGGACCUCCAGGGCCUCCAGGACCAGGACUGUCCAGCCCUGGUGCCCUYAGUUAAUGGGACGACCAGACCUCCUUUCUUGGGAGGAGGAAACCCGUUUGCAACAGUGAAGUUGCGGCCGACCAUCACAAACGACCGCUCCGCUCCGGUCAUCUAGAAGUUAGUUUGUCUGCCGCUACGCCUUCAGAGGAGUGGAACCACCCAGAAACUCCCCAACGUCUCCCCAACCUGCUCCCCUCCCUCUCUGCUCUGUGGAAAACUACAGCCAUGUGUCUGAUAUCGGCCCUGGUGACCCUCAGGCCUCCUUCACUCUGAACUGCGGUUGGUCUGCRGUAUUCAGCAUUUCCCCCUGCUGUUCGCUCACUGCCUUAUCGCUGCAUCUCCAGGUGCUUCCCAUCAAUCUGCAGAAGUUCCUGCAGAUCCACCAUCAGUUUAAGCCAUGCUGCAGAAAACUUCUCCCAGGUUUUAGACAAUGUGCACAAUUUGGAGAUGUGUGUGCUCUUGUCAGCAGCUAUGAGUCUGACUGCAGCACAUGCAAAUCUCCAUAUUCAUGGGGCUCCAGCUCCAGCCCUGGGCACCUGGAGAUGCUUUGUUUCUCUGUCAUUGAUGUUGUCACUCUAGCUGGUUUUAAUUGAUAAUUUUGGCUGAAGCUAGAGCUUAUAGCACGCAGCUGUUGCAUUGUGGGAACUCUGAUGUUCUAUGGCGAGCAGCAGAGGGCUCGCCGGGUUCCUGGACAGCCUCGGGGAGCGGUGUGUUCCUCCUGGUCUCAGCCCGGUGUGAAGGGGCCCAACAGGUUCAACCACAAUCUGAGAAAUGCUUCAACUAAAUGUCCAGACAUCCAGACACCUCCACUAUGAUGUAACCAGCGUUCUGCGGAUCCAGCGAUGCCAUGAGCASACAUCCCAAAUCUGGAGAUAAAAGUUUAAAGUCGACGGCACCRGUUCAUUGGACACACCCAGAACCACCAGGGUAAUUACAUCAACGGGAAUGACGGGCCUUCUGCUUUAAAUCUGAACCCCUUUGGACUUCUGGCUGUAACUGAGCACAUUAUUGAUCUUCUGGGCCGUUUGGGUCAGUACCACURGUCCUGUGAGGACCAACGGAUACCAUGUAAAUAUAAUUAUGAGGCUUUCAUUUUAAUGUGAACUUUAAAGAGAAAACAGAAGAGAUGUCUGUGUGUUGAUGGACAGUCCAGACCAGCCAAACAUCACUGGGUYGGAAAUCUGUCCGGGAAUCACGGAGGAGCUGAGGGUGAAGGAAGACGUGGGUCUGCAGUCUGAGGGCAGUUGUGAAGAAGAAGAAUGUAUUUUAUAUAAAGUUGUUUCAAUGGAAUAUGUAAUAAAGGCGAAUCCAGAUGAAGCUCCUCUUGGUUUAGAUUUCACUCCUCAGGACCAAUUUAAAUGACUUUUUUUUUUUUUUUACUUUUUCACCAUUAAUUUUACUGUCGUGUAACAAAAUGUCUGUUCAAUUCACACAUUAUAUCAAACUAACUGGGCUUUUCUGGUAGACAAUUAAAAUAAUAUGUUUACUGUAUGAAAAUGACUUUUGAUCAAUCAAGUCAAAUGUUCUCAUAGAUGGGAUAUGGGACACCAUGCUGAGAUACUGACAUGUUUAUUUUCUUCUGCCUUUUUUUCAAUAAAAAUCUGAAGCUUGAA
Poecilia reticulata (guppy) is the source of this 3231-nucleotide messenger RNA. Lineage: Eukaryota; Metazoa; Chordata; Actinopteri; Cyprinodontiformes; Poeciliidae. The record is from RefSeq and is a predicted model, not a curated record.